Messenger RNA from Athalia rosae (coleseed sawfly), 4112 nucleotides. RefSeq lists its product as uncharacterized. NCBI's taxonomy places the organism in Eukaryota, Metazoa, Arthropoda, Insecta, Hymenoptera, Athaliidae. The transcript has 8 exons. Gene Ontology annotation, molecular function: protein binding. Gene Ontology annotation, cellular component: plasma membrane. The record is from RefSeq and is a predicted model, not a curated record. Bases 170 to 3046 code for a protein of 958 amino acids.
CCCACUCCUCAGGCUGAAAGCGUUAUCCGCAACGCAGCUCGAAAUUUCCAAGACCCAUCGUGCCGUGUGGACGUACAUUAGAGAAAAAGGAUUUCCAUCACAGUUGAUCUGGAUAUUAAUUGGACUUGACCACUGUUUGCGACUAUUUUUAUAAGGGUGCUGAGUUAAGAUGAUACACAAGGCAGCUCUGCUGCUGGUGGUGAUCUUUGCGAUCACCACCGGAGUCUUUUCCGGUAGCACACCACUAUCGUUACAUCUUACUCCCACUACCAGUACUGCUAGUCCUGAUCAAUCUGUUAAUACGACAACGGCUACGCCUUCCGCACGACCAUCAUCAUCAACAACUACAAUAACACCAACAACAUCAGCAUCAACAACAUCAGCACCAACAUCAACAUCAAAAUCAACAACAUCACCACCAACAACAUCAACAACAUCAGCACCAACAUCAACAUCAAAAUCAACAACAUCACCACCAACAACAUCAACAAGUACAACGACGGAAACUUCUUCACCUCGCGGAACGCCGAAGAGUGUUUCAACGACGGAUCGCCCGAUCUCAACUUCAAAUAUCAUAGCGCCGUGGCGCGUUGAAACUAUGUUGAAUCCGCAGCAAGCUAUCCUUGAGGAGAUCCGAUCAUUGGGUGAAGAAUCAACCGAUGCUAAGAUCCAAAAAGAACUUGUAAAGGCCAUGAAAGCUGGCUCUAAGAAUAGCAAGAAGAAGAUUCCGUUAGUCAUCGACGAACAGACGAAUCUUCUUACUCCGGUCAAAAGUGAGACCAAGUCAGAUCCCGAAAAAGCUGCCCUAAAGGAACUCAUGGAAGAUGAAGACCUGAACUACGAGACCGAAGGUAUUCUCAUGCCUGAUGAUUCCGAUUGGGACGAUGACGACGACCUUGACGAAAUUACCGACAACGAGGAAGUUUUAUUCGAACAAAACUGCCCCACGGGGUGUAGGUGCUCCGGCGAAUACGCGGCUGCAACCACUGCCAGGUGCACUAAACUUAGCGGCGAACAAAAUUUCGGUCCAGACAUCGCCCACCUCAGAAUCGAAAACUCGCGUGAUAUCGAAUUGGGCCCGCACUCCCUGAGGACAUUGGGACUCCAUCAACUCGAGUCCAUUGCUUUUGUUGAUACAAGAAUUUCGUCCAUCGAUAGAACCGCCUUCGACGGUGUCCCAGACCUUUUCUCCGUAAAUCUGACCAGAAAUGGAAUCCUUGGAAUUCAUCCUGACACCUUCCAGAACAACACUCAGCUAAGCCUUUUGACCCUGUCUGGUAAUCCCCUGCAGUACACUCAGGUCAAGAAUAGCCCGUACUCUAAGUACUUCUUAGAUGCACCCACCGUCUCGGAAAUCGACCUGUCCAAUAAUGCUUUACCCAGACUACUCCCAACCGCCUUUAUUAGAAUGCCACGACUCGACUAUAUUAAUCUCAAGGGCAACAAGCUCAGGGCUAUCGAAAGGGCGAUUUUCAAACCCCUAGACCAGUUGGAGGAAAUCGAUCUUUCGAAUAAUCAACUUAACGGACUACCACUUGACGUAUUCGACGACAACAAGUACCUCGAAAUUCUUCAUAUUUCUGGGAACAAUUUGACCACUCUGGCGACUAUCAAGGCUGAGAGACUCGUUUCUCUCGACGCGGCUAAAAACAGGAUCAAGAUCGUAGCUAAAGACGACCUCGCCGGUCUUUCCGAACUCGAAAGACUCGACCUUAGGUCUAAUUCCCUAAAGAGAAUCCAUCAGCACGCUUUCGCUCGUCUACUUGACCUCACCUACCUUGAUAUCAGUAACAACAAACUCACCACACUUACGGAACAUCAUCUGAGAUCCAAUUCCGAUCUUGAGAUUCUUCUCAUGAACGACAACCCUGGCCUCGAAACACUGCCGGUAUUCAAAUCGGAAGACGGAUCAUACAGAGUCUACCGUUUUGAGUGUGCAGACUGCGGGCUUUUGUACUUGGAAGUUGGAACAUUCGAUUCUAUGCCAGCAUUGACUCGUCUAAACUUGGCUAGAAACCGUCUCAGUCGUUUCCCGAAGGGUUUGACGAGCCCGCUAUCCGCUUUACGAGAGUUGGAUCUCUCGGACAAUUUGUUCAGCACAAUUGAGGUCGAUAUGUUCCGAGGUGCUAGAACUUUGACGAAACUAAACCUCGCCGGAAAUCCUCUCACCACUCUCCAAGUUGCUCCGUUCCUCUUGACUCCCAGCUUGGCCCGAUUGGAUCUGAGCAGAUGUGCUCUCGACAGAAUCUGGAGCGACACGGUUGUGCCGCUUCAGAAUCUAAGAUCACUAUCCGUUCGCGGUAACCGCAUAGAACGAAUAAACGUUGAGGAUUUGCAAGCUACCCCCAAGUUGUCUAAUCUCGAUAUCUCUCACAACCCGCUGGAAUGCGACCAAGAAUUCAACGCUGCCAUUCAGUGGCUAAUCGAGCACGGCGUAAGUCACAUCGAGACACUUCGUUAUCUAAGUAACUACGGAAACCCCGAGGAAUUCGCUGGAACAGAGGGACUCAACCAAUGGACUGACCUCGCCAAGGUCAUCUGCGAUAGCAUCGAUGACGGUCCUUCGCCAAGGCACCCACCUCUCAUCAAGCCCAUCGUACCAAAGACACCCAUUCCAGAGCUAAGGGAUGACGAACUUGACGCUUUUGCCCAGUCGCUCGAUCACGGAAUGGCUGCAAAGGACGAACAGUUGGAGGAUGCCUGGUUGUCAGAGGAGCAAGAAUAUCAAGAGUACCUAACUGAGGAUGGCCAAUACCGCCCUUGGUACGCCGGAACGAUGUGGCCAGUACUCACAGUCAUUUUAGUAACAUUGGCAGUGGUGCUCUUGGUCGCAAACUUCGCCGUGUGUAUUUCGAAGCGUAGAGGUCGUGGUCCCGUGAUUCGAGCCCCAAUGAUCCUUCGUCCCGGCUUAAUUGACAACAAGAAUUGUGGUUUAGUCUACAAGCCACUUCAAGAGGAGAUUCCGACGCCACAAAUGGCAAAAAGGGGCAGCUUUUACUCCAGCAGCACUUUCCAUUACGACAAAAUUGUCCCUGAGAGCGUUUAAGCGUUACUUAGGACCUGAAUUUCACUAACGCGCCGAGCUGACUAAUAGAAUGAUUUCAAGAUGACCCUAUUUCAAGACAUCGAGAAAAGUGGAAGAGAAGAGAGAUUCUCCAAAAUUUCUAUAAACUAAUAACUCGCGGGGUCUAAUUGUUGAUUUUGAAACCUGCAAGGAGCUUGAUUAGUUGCUUUUCGGCAUGUAUCGUUAGGAAAAAAGAAUAAACGAAAAAUAACUAUUUACUAGAAAUACCUAAUCGAUGUGCGAAAGAUGGGUGUAUGAUCGUUCCGGAACAUAAGUCGCAUAUUUUUUUAGUUUCUAGCGUUACAGGCAACUGAAAAGUAUCGGUAACACACACACGCACAAACAAAAACGAAGAACUAACAUCAUUUUAAUAGCAACUUAUUAAUAAUAAAUUAAUCAACGUAAAAAAGAACAGUGGUAGAUUAGUAAAAAUCGACAGGUAUUGCCGAAGGUUUGCUAACGGCUAAAUUUUCCCGGUUUCAAUUUAAUUUUUUUAUCGGACCAGAUUUUGCCGCACGGGCAUUAAAAAAAGCAACAAUUGAUCGAUCGAUCAGAUAGCAUGGAUGAAAAGUGGAAAAAGCAAACCUGCGACUUGAGUAUUAUCCUGAUCGUUUACUGGUGUUUAAUAUCGAUUGGAUGAAAUGGUUUUAAUUUUAUUAUUAUUAAUAUUAUUAUUAUUAUUAUCAUUAAUUAUCGCGUUCGUGGUAGUACCAACUAUCCCGUGAGAAAGAAAGCAGAUAACAUUUUACUGGCCGGGUAGUUACCCUGUAUUCUUUUUGGUACCUAAGAAAAUUCAAUGUUAGUGUCGACUAUUCGAUUGGCGGAAAAUGAUCGAGUAAAAAGUACGAAAACCGGAACUGCCGAGGCGCAGUAAUAUGUUGGACUGUAGAAGCCAUGCAAUUUUAAACUACAUAUUACCCCUAUAUAUUAUAUUAUUUAAUUAAUUAAUGAGGACUAAGAAUUGAUAGCCUUAAUAUUCAGUAGAUGCACACUUUCUACUCGCUGUAAAUAUUAUGAAAUAUUUUAAUAAAAUUUUAGUUUAGUAAAA